CCUACUUACAUUUAUCUGUGCGAAAACGUGAGUCGUACGCAGUGGUACGUUUCUCUACAUGUAUAUACGCACAAUUACAUAAGUACUGUGCUUUACGUGAUGUUGGCAGCGAAUUUGAUUGGCCGAAACUAACUAUAUACAGUUUCACCGAAGCCAACUUUGAUUGUGAACAAAUAAACGCUUGCGUAUAUAAACGCUCAGCUCAAUGCAAGAUUGGUUUUUGUUUCUGACGAAUGUACUUAAUAGUGUCUGAGCUGCCGAAAGCAUUUAUUUGCCGAAUUUCAAAUGAAUCAAACACGCAUUCCUCGAGAAACGAAAUUUGUGUCCCCGGCUGUGAACACUUCAGCUCCCCCGAAGUCCCUCGGACUUUCUGUUCCACUCAUCAAAAAACUUCUUCACGAAAAUGACCUCGAAACAAAACAAUGGAACCUUUAUCAGGUGUGUGAAACAAUCGUGAAGCCUGCCACUGCGUCCACGGGAUGUGCGUAUGUGGACCUAUAUGCCUCAGAGCGGGACGAGACCGGCCAACUUCUCGUAUCAGAAGCCACAUGUUUUGUUUCACACGCGUGGACAUACGAACACUCCGGCUUUCUGAAAACCCUCUUGAAAUAUUCUCAGUCUAAAUCAACCUCCGAAUAUUUCUACAUCGACUGUUAUGUCCACCCCCAGCAUGGCGGCACAGUCAGCCCCGAUUACCUGAAAAACGUGUUCGGCAAGCCGAUUCGCGACUCGGACCAUUUCGUGGCGGUCAUGUCUCCGUGGGACAACCCGGUACCACUCUCCAGAAUCUGGUGCAUCUACGAGUUUCACACUGCUAUAACUCACAAGAAGCCAUUCGAGGUCGUCUUCACGGCUGAAGAAGACGGGUCGUGGGCGGAAAACAUUACUGACACCGACUUCAUUGUCAGCAAAUACUCAGAAAUAGACAGCAAAAACGCAGAGGCUUCAGAACCAGAAGACAAGGCCAAUAUCCUGCAACUUAUCGAGAAAGAGGUGGGAACAAAAAAGUUGAACGCUGAAAUUAUGCAAAAAGUGCGAGAUCUGCUGGUGGACAAAUGCAUGGCAUACUUGGCUAAAGAACCGAGGUCGGCAGUCUUCGGAUUGGUGUGUAACUUUUCACCAUCGAAGACCCUGCUCGAGCAGAUUUUGGUGCAUAAACAGCGGGUUCUGGAUGAGGCCGGUGACGACGACGACGAUGCUCAUUUCGAUGUGGCCUGCGUGUGUCAACAGCUUGAGACGAGGAGUGACGCUCUGCAUCAUUACCAGCGGUAUGUAGAAAUACGGACAAGCAAGUUCGGUGAAAAACACGAGUUAUUGGCUUCCACUUACAACAACAUGGCAAACACGCACAGAGAUAUGGGCAAUCACAAAGAGGCUCUCCGUCUGUACACGCUGAGUCUUGACAUUCAACUAGAGACGCUGGGGGAGCGGCAUCCGAAUGUGGCCCACUCUUACAACAACAUGGCCAUCUCACACGAUGAUAUGGGCAAUCACAAAGAGGCUCUCCGUCUGUACAGGCUGAGUCUUGACAUCAAACUAGAGACACUCGGGGAGCGGCAUCCGGAUGUGGCCGACUCUUACAACAACAUGGCAAACACGCACAGAGAUAUGGGCAAUCACAAAGAGGCUCUCCGUCUGUACACGCUGAGUCUUGACAUUCAACUAGAGACGCUGGGGGAGCGGCAUCCGAGUGUGGCCAACUCUUACAACAACAUGGCCAUCUCACACGAUGAUAUGGGCAAUCACAAAGAGGCUCUCCGUCUGUACACGCUGAGUCUUAACAUCAGACUAGAGACGCUGGGGCAGCGGCAUCCGAAUGUGGCCACCUCUUACAGCAACAUGGGCAACACGCACGAUGAUAUGGGCAAUCACAAAGAGGCUCUCCGUCUGCACACGCUGAGUCUUGACAUCAGACUAGAGACACUGGGGGAGCGGCAUCCGGAUGUGGCCGCCUCUUACCACAACAUGGGUUGUCUUUAUGGAACCACUGGCGAGUUGCAUUUAGCCCUGGAUUGUUUCACUAAAGCAAUGAACAUAUGGACAGACACACUGCCCGACAAUCAUCCACAUCUGAAAAGUACACGUGCUGUGAUGGAGAUUGUCAAGAAUCGCUUGCAGACACAACAAACACAUGUGCUUCCAUCUUCUCCGACGGGAAAUGAGGAGACUGCUCAAUCGACCGUUGUUGGAGCUGUUGGACAUUCGGAUGAAUCUGUCUCGGCCACCAGAACACGGCAGUCUUCUAGUUUUUGCAGAAUUCUUUGACCAUUUCUCAACCAAUCGAGACACGCCUUCCCAUAACCCAUAUUGGGAAACAACAGCGGUCUCUUGCUGACAUUUUCAUGAUCUCGCAAAGCCUUAACUCAUUAUUGCCUAGCAAAUAACAUAUUCUCCUGCUCACUUGUAAAUUUGUUCUAUUUAGUACUUGUACAGUAUUUUGUAUAUAAAGAGUUGAAUUAGUUUCUGCUACAUUUGUCUUUUUGUCUGUUUUUGGGAGGA
Messenger RNA from Symsagittifera roscoffensis, 2499 nucleotides. Its product is annotated as kinesin light chain-like. Bases 286 to 2265 code for a protein of 659 amino acids. The record is from RefSeq and is a predicted model, not a curated record. NCBI's taxonomy places the organism in Eukaryota, Metazoa, Xenacoelomorpha, Acoela, Convolutidae. Gene Ontology annotation, cellular component: kinesin complex. The transcript has 5 exons. Gene Ontology annotation, molecular function: protein binding.